UCGGCGCAGGUGCGUAUUGAUACCGACCAGGUAUACCUCGCCGAGAGUGGUGACAGACACAUGAUACCGCGGCAUGGAGGUUACUAAUACCUGGUGUCUACUAGUCCUGAUAUACCUAGCACACUGCACCGCCGCCCUAAAACAUUACGGCUGUUUCGAGGUUGACAAGCGAAACCGUGUAUUCACAGUGACCCCAGGAGAUCUCCGUCCAGAGGAGCUGACCCCGGCUAACUGUGCUACAAAAUGUGGAGUUUGGUUAUAUAAUUACUGUGGACUGGAGUACGGAAAGUUUUGUAGAUGUGGAAAACAUCCACCCCCUGAAUCGAAACGAUCCAAUUCCUCUUGUGUAACAAAAUGCAUGGGCGAUCAAACUCAGACAUGUGGGGCGAAGGAUUACGUGGAGGUUUACACCACAUCUCCACCCAUUGUGGGCCUGGCUUUGAACGCAUCAGCCGGAGUAUCGGAGCCGGUCCUGACCUUCACGCCAAUUCUUUUCUCGAUUCACACCGACAGUGCCGGACUCGACACAGCUUUUAGAAUGAACUACGGCGACGGAGCGGAUAGGACGGAUAAAAACGCGACAGAUAUGUUAAAUCAUACCUAUGUCUUACAUGGAAGCAAGCAAGUUACGGCGAUUGCCAACGACUACAACGAAACGAUGGUGGAAAAGGUAGUAGCGAUAACGAUAAAUGUGGUCGCCGCUAUCGCUGGGGUAAACUUGACAUGUCCGGCAGUUAUAGGGUCCUACGAGACAGGGCUGUGUACAUUAGAAGUACUACAAGGUUCUUACAUCAAUCUGAAGAUCGAACAAGACGUGGACAAGACAGAAAUCCUUUCCCUUGCAGAUGCGGAUAUCCGUACCAUUGGAAUGCCUAUACCAGCUGUUGGACCGGCCAAUCCCGGAACUUCCACUUCCAAUGACAUUGUAGCCCCGGCGUCUGAAUUUCAGCAUUCUGGAAAACUAUACGGACUUGAGUUUUACGCAGAGACGACGGGGUCAAUCACUUUCAAGGUAUUAUGUCCUUCCUGUUCCGAUUACUGCUUUGCUACUAAUAUGUGCGGAGGAACCUGUCCUGGCGUGAAUAACAUAGUGUGCACUACUGGCGAGCUAUACUGUGUUUCCGGUCAUGCGUGUUGGACUAGCGGUCCCUGUUCCAGUCCUUCGCGCUACGACGGCACUCAGCGUACUGACCUUACCUUGUCGUACUCCAUACCCUACACCAUUACACACACGGGAUAUCACUACCUGCCGAUCACUAAUGAUAUUGAUGUGACGCCGGGAUGCAUGCUGGGCUUCAAGGGGGCCACCUUGGGCUCUCGAAGUGCUGAUGACGCUAACGAAGCGGAUGUAAUUACGAGCAAUUUCGGUGAUAAGACUGCUGCAACUUCUGCCUCAAGGAGACAUUUACUACGGGGAUAUACGACACAGGGAACCAAACUCGAGUAUUCAAUCAUGUUUGAAACAGACGGAGUAAAAAACAUGAUAUUCACGUUGCAGAACGAGGGAGUCACUUCGAUACCCCCAACUGUGCUCACAAGGACCAUAAACUGUGUGGAGGGUGUGAAUGCUUCCAUUAUUUCUAUCCCAAGUUACGUGCCAGCUCUAGAACCGGUUCUUCUGGAGACACUACCGCACACAGGGACUUCGUUAACUUACUACUGGGCUAUUGAAAGUGGUGGAGUUACAGUAUAUGUUAACACUACUAAUAACAACGCCGAAUACUUCACCUUUGUAAGGGGCACAUAUACUGUGUCCAUUACUAUAGAGAAUCCUACCAGCAUGAAGACAAACACAACAACCAUUAUCGCACAUGAACCGAUCCAACAUUUAGCACUUACUCAGACCAGCUGCAUCGUGGACGAGCUGUGCUGUAUCAAACUUUCCAUGUCGCGGGGUUCCGACUACACCUGUUAUUGGACAGUAGAAGGCGUGUUUGAACAGGCAUCUGAAGAGAAGUGGCUCUCCGACACAGCCCAGACAACAUAUGUUGAAACACCACCUAAUGCCUGCUAUAACUAUCUGUUCGAAUUCGAGGACAAAUCCUCUCCGUAUAGAGUCUCGGUACGGUGUACCAACGGUCUUGGCACCGAGACCAGCGAAACCUUUAUCGCUGUUCGGGAACGGAUAAAAGAUGUUGCUUUCGAGCAAACCGGGGCACUUGUGGGCCAGUCCUUCUUUUUGGCUUUUACGUUUGGAAGUGGGGGUACAGGCCUUACCUACUCCCUAAGUUUUAACAACACGCAACCGACACUCAUUAAGGACUCCUUUGCAAACCGGGUAAGGACCCAGGUAACCUAUCCCGGCGAAUAUGAUACCUCUAAGGUAUACCCUGUUGUACUAACAAUGAGUAAUGCUGUGUCUCAGUUGACACUUUCCUUUGAUUUUGGAAUAGAAGAACCUAUUGUUAAUCCAUUGGUUACUCCCGACUUUACGCUGGAUCAAAAUGGCAUUGUCGUUAAGGAGAGUGGUGAUUCGGUUAGUUUUACAGUUACAAUGGAUUCUGGCACUAACCCAAACGUCCACAUUGACUUUGGAGACUCGUCAGCUAAUGCUACCAUGCCCACCAUUUCGACUUGGUCGGGGACUCCGUAUAUCGCAAAUCAUGUCUACAAUACAUUGGGUGAUUUUACAGCAACGGUACGAGUUUACAACACAUACAGUAUGUCCGAAUACAACUACAGAGUGUUCGUCGUCAAACGGGUGGAAAACCUGGCAGUUAGUGUACAUGCUACACAAAUUUUAUUUACACCUCCAGUUUAUGCGAAUUUCACAUUCACUCAGACCGUGGUAGAAGAUGAACCGAAUAUGGCAUUUGUAUCUAUCGAUGAUGGCAGUGGAUUCCCGGCAGUAGACUAUCCAUUUGCUGUCGGCACCCCGAUACCUUUUCUGUUAUAUAGAAAUGGAGACUUUUCAGUUCGGUUUAACAUAAGUAACCCUGUCAACUUUCUCAUUUUGACCCAAGCUGUGGAGGUUGUAGAGAUAAUUGGCACCAUUGAUAUAAAACCUCAAGGCUAUGCCCACGCUCCUAUUGGUGAAGUCGUCAACAUUGACGUCAUGCUCUCACGAGGGGACAGCGGGGGUGAUUUACAGUUGACGUUUGAUCCAGGGAAUGGCCAGUCAGCAACGACAAAAAACAGGGCAGGUGUGAGUCCGAAUGGAGUGGACACGUUCACGGCUACCUACACGACUGUUGGUAACUAUACAAUCACAGUAACGGCCCAAAGCCGACUAGAGACGAAGACCCAGACCUACGUUAUCGUUUGUCAGAGCAAAGUCACAGACAAUUUCGUCUUCGUUACUGAUCACCCACAGGAAUUUCCAAAUAGUAACACUGCUAGUAUAACUCUGCAGUUCCAAUACAACGAUGACGCACCCACCGAUGCUAUGUACAUUCUGGAUAAUGGAGAUGGGACGACAUUCGGUCCUGCCGCCUUGAGCAGCUUGGUUGUCCAUAAAGGGAUCCCUGUCGAUAUAACGACCACGUACACCACUGACGGGGACUUUUAUUCUAAUAUAACUAUAUACAACCGCGUUUCCAGUGCUUCCCGAAUUAUUAAUAGUGGAGUGUAUAAGCCUUUCCAGGAUCUUACCGUACACACGAGGUAUAAACCUAAAGUUGGUAACGAGGCAGAAGGAUUCGGCGCAUUAAAGCAACAGUUUCCAGCCGGAAAUGUGAUCUUCUACAUGAGCAGCACUCAAGGCACGUUCGUGUAUUACGAUGUAAGGGCGACGUCCAGUGGUAACAUUCACGUUUGCAACAUAACGACAAAAGACAAGUUUGAACUCAAUUUCACGAGUGGAAAUUACUUAGUAGAAAUCACAGCAAGGAACUACAUAGAGGGCCAUGAACAAACAGUCACCACUACUGUCAUCAUUCAGGAAUCUGUAGACAUAACCAGUGUCUCCCAUGACGGCAAAACUGUAGCUGUGGGUACUAAUAAAACAAUCGACAUAAACUUCAACACUGUAGGGGAUUUGACAUGUGUACAUAUUGAUCUAGGUGACAGUAAUUACAUUAUACUUGGUCAUUCCGUAACUUGUUCAUCAAAAUACAACACAUCCAUGAUGUCCGAUUAUUACCAAAGUACGCCGUUGUCAUCGGUAACUACGAUUACGCAUGGCUACCAAUUUGCAAACCUUUUCAAUGUGUCUGUGUAUGCAUUUAACGAAAUUUCUGAAUCCUGGGGUAUUUUGAUACAUGCUGUUGCAGAAACUGACUGUUCACUCCCAGAGCUUAGUAUCAAAUCACCUGGUCUCUCCGUUGAUUUCCAAAACCCGGUGUUAUUCAGAAGGAGUCAAAUAAUAACCUUGCAAGGAAUAACUAUAAUCGAUUGUUCAGAAACUUUAAACAACAUAAAAGAAUGGUUGAUUUAUGAAAUUGACGAAUACGGGAUAGCAACACGAAGCAUAGAUAUCACAGGUAUUCUCUCAUCUAGCACCUCUGAAUUGGUAUUGUGGAAGAAUUUCUUGGAUUUGGGAACCUAUAAAGUCACAUAUAAGAUGACAAUGCUACCUGAGACUAGCUCUGUCGCUUUUGAAACGUCAGUUGAUACGUACAUGCGAGUGGAAGCCUCUCCUAUUGUGGCUAUUCUAUUCCCCGGCGGAUUGUCUAGGAUCCAGUGGAAGUACGGGGAAUUGCUUACCAUUAAUCCUGGAAUACUGUCUGAGGACCCGGAUGUUCCGGCCGGACAAUCACCGCAAUUCGCUGGCUGUAGAUGGUGGUGUAGGAAAGAACCAGGCAGUUUUGAUGACGGAUUUUUAUCGUUGCCAUUGUCCAGCGAACAAGUAGUGACUACGCCGGACAACGGCGGGUGUUUUCGACAGGGCAAUGGCAUUGUUAAUACAGAGGAAUUGCAGCUGGAGUUCAACACGAACAACAUGCAUGUUGGAGAAGUAUACGAGUUUAAAAUCAUGUUAUAUACGGCUGAUGGACGUGAGGCUGAAGCUAUAGGGGAGUUGGAGAUUGUAGAUUUCUUACCUCCAUUAAUUGUGCCGAGAUGUUGUGCUGCCUCCCAGUGUACUCAGUUACCUGUUGGCGUCGAGGUAUCCGCUACCACCAAGUUGUCACUGUGUGCGGAUUGUCAGGCCAACUGCGAACUCAUAUCGUCAUAUAAGUGGAUAGUGUCCAAGCCUCAGUUUCAGUGGGACUGGGAGCCUCUCAUGUAUAGCCAGCUUAAAAACUACAUCAACGGACUUCUGGCUGAUUCAUCAGAACUAAUAUCUUUCAAAGACGGGAUAUUUAGUGAAUUCGGACUGUCAACAGACAUAAUGCGCAUUUCCUUGGAAACAUCAUUGACUUCCGGAAACAAAACCUUGAUGUCAUUAGACGUUAAGGUGAACACGCCUCCUGCUAACGGCAGUUGUUCAGUGAGCCCAUCUACUGGACAAGUGUCUUUAACGUUGUUCAACUUUACCUGUACUGACUGGGCAGAUACCGAUGGUAUCGCAAAAUAUGCUUUCUUUGUUAAGUUCAACGGAAGUGACAAUGAGAGAAUGCUGGGGAUUCAGUUGGAUCCGGUAUAUAGGUCUAAGCUUCCCCAAGGCCCUGACUACGAUAACUACCAAGUGCACACCUGGGUUCGUAUCAUCGACACAAAAGGAGCUUCCAUUGUCCACUACAUCGGUGUUGUCACGGUAAAUCCCCUUAGUGACGCUGACUUGGAAGCUAAAUUGAUAGCGUUCAGCUCAGGAAACAAUGAUGCCAUCGAUCAGAUUUACGCUACACAGGACGUGAAUGAAGUCAGUUCCACGGUUUCUGAAGUAGCCAGCUUGCUGUUCCAGCACAGUAAGACGCUGUUAUCAGAAUACGGAGAAAAUUACCCUGCUGCGUUUACUAAACCCUCCAUCAAUAGCCCAGCUUACGAGAACCCCCAGAAACUGGACCCAAAUACUCCCAUUAACGAGACGAUAGCAGCAGAAGUGAGAAAGAAACGGAACGAAGGAGCAAUGAUGGCCACUGAAGCGGCCUCAGCCUUACAUGGUCUGCCUCUCGGUUCGCCCGAAGCAGUCAUCCUUGUAGCAUCGACGGCCGUUUCUAUGGCCGAGGGAACACCAGAGCUCCUACCUAGAGCAGCACAGACUUCCUUAGCAGACCUUGCAGAGAAGGCAAUUGACACUGCCCUAAAUUUUGUCAACCAAAAUGUCACUGUCACCAUUGAGGAACGGAAAGACAUAGCUGGGGUUUUGAUUGGAAUUUUAUUUGCAACUAGAGCGGCUAGUACGAUCAACUACGCGAAUCCUACUCAGAUGGACAUCGAUAAUGUCAAGGACAUAGCCGAUUAUGACACCACCUUCGAUGCUGAUAGCAAAUCUAUACCAGAUGGUGUUGAUGAUCCUGAUGCGGCGUUGCAGAAACUGCUACUUUUUACAAACGAGGAUAGUCAGAGUGAGGUUGCAGCGCAACUCGAGAGUAAAACUAGUUCAACUGCUGGGAAGGUGGACGAAUUUGUGAUGUCUGGACUUAACCCUGGGGAUGAACCUGUAGUUUUUGACGGCAGUAGUUACUCGAUUCGUUACGAGAAAAACAGUAUUGAAAAUCUGUCUGGAGCCAAAAUGUCUGUCGGAGGGGCUGAAAUCAUACCUCCUGAUUUCUCUAAAAUCUUUCCUAAUAUGAACAGCAACACCCCUCUGUCAAUAAAGGCUUCAACAUCAGCGUUUAAGGUACCAGGUUUAAUUCCUGGAUCAGAUCCACUUAACCAUGAAAUUGGAACGGUCAGCAUCAGUAUAUACGACGAAAACAACCAGGAACUCAAGGUUAAGAACAUUAAAGAUCGAUUUGAAAUCAUCAUCCCUAGGGAUGCAUCUGUAUACGACCAGCCUCCAGACGACCACGUACCGUUCAUCCAGCCAGGCAACGACUUCUCUUUUUUCUUUAUUUCGGUUACCAAGGAACGAGCUGCAGUACAAGCAGUGUUUAAUUUUACUGAAUUAGAACAACUUCUUGUAGUAGUCCGAUCCGGAGGAUUUCCGAACCUCACAACAGAGGAAGUGGACCAUGUCUGCUUGAUACCACAACAAUUUGGGAAAACAGACGAGACUUCCAUGACGUGCUCAAUAACCACAGAUAUGCUAGGAGGAUUCAAAGGAAAACUGUAUUUCGGAGUUCGACAACUGUUGCCUAAUGAACGUGACAGAUAUCGCUUCAAAGCCGACCUGCCAAAGGACUACUCGAACGUGCCCGGAAACUUUACUUUUAACUAUACCUUAUCUGUCAGUCAGGCGAAUUGUCUUUAUGUCAAUACCACAACCAACACAUGGGAAACAAAUGGCUGCUCGGUUUCAGAGAAAACAAACAAGAGGAUGGUAUGUUGUCUUUGUUCUCAUAUGACAACGUUUACGGGUGACUGGGCUGUAGCUCCAAAUACUAUUGACUGGAACUUUGUUUUCUCCAAUAUGGACUUCUUCAAGAACCCUACUCUUUACAUAACAGAAAUGGUGAUAGCAGCAGUGUAUAUAGUCUCUGUUAUAUGGGCUAGGCGACAGGACAAAAAGGAUGUCGAGAAGCUGGGAUUAACACCUCUCCUAGACAAUGAUAUCGAUGAUAAGUAUUACUAUGAGAUCGUAGUAGCAACAGGCAUGCGAAGGAAUGCUGGUACAAAUUCCAGGGUAAACUUUAUACUUUCGGGAGAUCUGGAUGAGACGGAAGUUCGAUGUCUAUCUGAUAGCAAGCGCAAAGUGUUUCAGCGUGGAAAUGUCGAUGGAUUCCUCAUGGCUGUAAAACGUCCCCUCGGUCCACUGAACUACUUACAUAUUUGGCACGACAACUCCGGCAAGGGAAAUACUGCAUCAUGGUAUAUGAAUACCAUGGUUGUACGGGACGUACAGACGGACGAAAAGUAUAUAUUUAUCAACAACAAGUGGUUUGCUGUGGAGGAAGGCGACGGAAUGAUUGAUCGCAUCAUCGCCGUAGCUGGAAAGGAACAAAUGACUGAGUUUAGUCAUCUGUUCACUGAAAAGACAACAAAGAAUCUCAACGAUGGUCACCUUUGGUUUUCGGUUGUGGCUCGUCCUCCUCAAAGCCGAUUCACACGUGUCCAGCGCGUGUCCUGCUGUCUCUGUCUCCUUUAUGUCACUAUGCUGUCCAACGCCAUGUUUUACGAAAAUGACGCGGCUGAUUCUGGUAACGCAUUGGCGUUUGGACCUUUCAGUUUAUCACCUACACAAGUGUAUAUCGGUGUACUAUGCAACAUUAUUGUGUUCCCUGUCAAUUUCCUGAUUGUAUUCAUGUUCCGACGCUCGAGGCCACGAAGCAAGAGACCUUCACGAGUAGAAGAAGCUAUCAAGAGUAGUUCGCAAACAACAGCAUCAAUGACGGAUGUCAAUCCUCGACUAAAAAGUGCCGCCAACACAUCACGAGUGAACUCGUCCAUGCUGAUAGACAGUGGAAAACGUCCAGACACUUCAAUGUCGCGUGCAUAUACAUCUUUGUCUGUCGCUGAAGUACCAAAGGACGGAAAGAAAAAGAAGAAAAAGCUUGAGUUCCCAUGGUUCUUUACCAUCUUAGCUUGGAUUAUACUGUGGCUAACAGUGCUUGUUUCCGCUGCAUUCGUCACAUUCUACGGUGUGAUGUUUCAGGACGUCAAGUGCAAACAAUGGAUCACGUCAAUGUUGAUAUCAUUCUUCACCUCGGUUUUCAUAACACAACCAAUCAAAGUGUUUGCUGUUGCAAUACUCUUUUCACUCAUAAUCAAAAACCCCGGAGGAGAUGAGGAAGAGGAGGCUGAUGACGAAGAAAAACCAAAGAACCUGUCUAAUGACGAAGAGUUUUUACAUAUGGACGAUUUUGGUUUGGGAGCUACAAAACCAAAGAAGGCAUCGUACGUACCUGCCGAUAAUCAGCUUCUGGAUAAGGCGAGGGAAGUGCGACUGAAAGAAAUCAAGAUGUGGGCAGUCGUAAGGGAGAUAAUCUUUUAUUCCUUUUUCGUCUGGAUACUCAUGGUUAUAAGCUACCAGAACCGGAGUACGGACUCGUAUCUGUACAAGUUCAGCAUGGAACAAGUCUUCAUCAUAACGAAUGACACGAAUCAUAAGUUUGAAAAGAUCACAAAUGUACAGAACUUUUGGACGUGGGCAAAGACGGGAUUGUCAACGGGUAUACGUGCUAACAAAUGGUACAACGAUGACCACCCCCUGUUUCUGAGAGGAUAUAUCAACGACAAGGUGUCACGACUAAUGGGAUAUGCUACUAUGAGGCAGCUUCGUAGUAAAAAAGAUACAUGUCGAAUUGCUGACGACAUAGCCAAAGUGAUACCAGAAUGUAAUGGAGAAUACACCAUUAUGGAUCAGGACGAAGGCGAGUACCAAGUAGGAUGGAGGAAGAUGUAUGGUAACUCGUCUGAUGUUACAAGAGAGGAGUACAGGUACACUUCUGCCGCUGAACUAAACGGAUACCCAUAUUGGGGCCAGAUGGCUUUAUAUGCUGGUGGUGGAUAUCUUGUACGACUUAAAGGAUCAUCAAAUUCUAUCUCAAUGAAGAUGAAACAGUUAGAAAAGGAGAAAUGGAUCGAUAAGUACACGAGGGCAGUGUUUGUGGAGUUCACGGUAUACAAUCCAGGUGUAAACCUUUUUGCUAUAUCGACAUUGCUUGCGGAAUUCAGACCAAGUAAUGGUAUUUUCCCAUCAUACCGAUUCGAACCUGCAACACUUCUACCUUAUAUGAACUCGGUUAUGUUGUUCCAGCUUGCUUGUGAGAUCAUCUAUCUCCUUUUUACUCUUUAUUUUAUCAUACAUGAAACGCGAGGCAUCAUUCGCGAGAAAAUAAAAUAUUUCAAACAGUUUUGGAAUUUGAUCGAAUUUGGAAUUUGCGGAAUGUCUGUCACUGCCGUUGUCUUGUACUUUUAUCGACUGGUUAUCACUAAUACACUUACCGAACGGUUUAAACAUACCCACGGAAAUGAGUACAUGAAGUUCCAAUAUGUUGGAUAUUGGAGUGAAAUAUUCAGCUACAUCAUAGGAUGGCUGGUAUUCUUUGGCACACUCAAAUUUUUGAAGUUGUUGCGAUUCAACAAGAAGAUGUCUUUGCUGGCUUCAACCUUGAAAAAUUCAUGCAAAGAUCUGAUGCAUUUUAGCAUAAUAUUUAACAUCGUAUUCCUGGCAUUUAUCCAGUUCUUCUAUCUGAUCUACGUGGCACAUAUCAAAUCAUUCAGCACUUUCAUUACAGCUUUGGAAUCUGGAAUUGUUAUGAUGAUGGGGAAAUUCGAAAUAUAUAGCAUGUUGAGAGUGAAUCCUGUUAUCACUCAGAUCUCGCUAUUUCUGUACGUUGUGGCGAUAACAUUCAUUGUUGUAAACAUGUUUCUAUCCAUCCUCAACGAGACAUUCAGUGCUGUCCGUAACGACCUCAACAAGCAGAACAAUGACUACGAAAUUGUCCAGUUCAUGCUUGAGCGCUUUAAAUUAUGGACUGGAAUCGGGAAGGUUGACAGAAGCACGUUGAAACCGGAAGAUGUGAGGAAAGCGAAACAGGAAAGCAUGGCAGGCAAGAUCGACGAAUUCCCAGACCGAAUCGACAGACUUCUUAACUCGAUCUCCAACGUUUACAUGGAAAAGGACAGGAUUGAUUCUAUAUUUGAAAUGAAUGCAAGAGGUGGAAAGAGCAUGGGCUUGUCAAAGGGAGCUCUUGCGAGAGGUUCUUUUGCUGACAAGGCGCCGAAAGGCAUGACCACUGUCCACACUAACUGAUACCAUAUGAAGAUUGUGGAAACAAGAUCCCAUAUUAAUGAGACUAGUCAUUACCGUUGUAUAUACUUGUUUGAAAUAGUUUAUAAAGUACAGGGAUAAAAUGGUAUUGCUUGACAACGUUUUACCUUUGAAACUGCUUUCUAUCAUCGUGUUGCAGUAUUUAGAUUUAUGUGAUUUAGUAUUUAGAUUUAUGUGAGGUUUCACGGUAAUUCUAAUCACACUGCUAUUAGAAGAUUAAAUCAUGUAAUUUAGGAAGAAUGUAACAAUAGAUAAUUGACUAAGCUCUUGAUAUCAUUUUAUCAAAUAUUCCACAUGCUUAUAACUGUGGAACUUGCUAAAAACAUAAGAGGGAUAUACUUUAGGCUGUAUACAUGUAUUCAUGUCCAAAUCAAAAUGAAUUAAAUUUUGGCGAUGGAAAAUAUAUGAGGGAUAUACUAUGGGAUGUACGGUGAGCAUGCAGAUCACCAAAUAUCCACAUAGUGAUUGAAUUUUUGCUUGGAUAAGACUAAAAAUGUCAUUACAAUCUAGUGUCGUGAUUUAAUUGUACGGUUGUAAUGAUGACAAUGUGCCAGAUCAAGUAUGCAGUACAAUUCGGAUUACAAGAUAAUUAAAAGUGAAACACAAUCAACCUAAGAAGAUAAAUUUGAACAAUAAGUCGGGAUUGGAUUAAUAAAUCAAUAAGAUAUCAGCAUUUUCUGGCAAUUAUUAAUAUCUAUGUGUCCUAUUUUAGUGAUCAACACACUAUGCCAUGAUGUGGGAGGCACAUUUCAGGAAAGACAUACAGGCAUGGCAUUUAAAGGUCACAAGCUGACAUUACAGUAAUGACUAAACAGGAUAAUAACGCACAAUAUAGUCAAGGUGUUACGAGAUCACAAUAUCAAAAUACAGUCAUGAUAUUAGAUUACAAGAUCACAAUAUAAUCAUGACGUCACAAGACUAUAAUUAACGACAUUAAAAUAUUACAACAUUAUAAGAUUUCAAUAUCACAAUUCAGUUAUUAUGUGAUUAACAUAACAAGAUUACAAAGAUUAUAUAUUACAAUACAAUCACCGAAUUACAGAAUCACAGAGGUUAUCACAUAACAAUAUCCCAACAAGUCAACACAAUACAAGACCGCAACAAGUAAACACAUCACAAGAUCACAAUAAGUCAACACAUCACAAGAUCACAAUACUAGAUCACCUUUUAGACAUCACACUACAAGAUCACAAUAAUUCAACAUACUGCAUGAUCACAAUUAGUCAUCACAAUUAGUCAUCACAAUAUAAGAUCACAAUAAGAUAUCACACUACAAAGUCACAAUAAGUCUACACAUUACAAGAUCACAAUGAGUCAUCACAAUAUAAGAUUACAACAAGAUAUCACACUUCAAAGUCACAAUAAGUCAACACAUCACAAGAUCACAAUGAGUUAUCACAAUAUAAGAUCAUCUUAAGACAUCACACUACAAGAUCACAGCAAGUCAACAUACUACAUGAUCACAAUAAGUCAUCACAAUACAAGAUCACAAUAGGACAUCAUAAUAUAAGAUCAAAAUAAGUCAACACAAUUAAAGAUCACAAUAACACUACAAGAUCACAAUACAAGAUCACAACAAGACAUCACAAUAUAAGAUCACAAUAAGACGUCACAAUACAAGAUCAAAAUAAGUCAACACACUAUAAGAUCAUGUUAUAAGAUUACUAGAUCACGAGAUCACGAUACAUUAUAUAGUUAAUAUAUACAACACCAAUUACUGAUAUGGACAUAAUAUAGAGUCCGGACACUUUUAGGUCAUAUGAUCACCCAUACCGCGACACUGAAAUAUCGCAUUCCCGUUAUGUUUCAUUCUUUCAUUAUUCUCGAAAAAAACUCCGUCCAAAUAUAAACUGUUAGACUGGUGAAGAUAUAGAUGGCACUUGUUUUACUUGUGUAUAAAUCUAUAUUCCGCUGAAAAAAAGAUUAUUUAGAACGUUGCUAUGUAAGCCGUGUGAAUACAUAUAUACAUAUUCCUGGUGAUCAUUGCAUUUAACUAUGUAAUAACGUCCAAGCAGACAUUAAUAGUACGGUAACAGCGAUAAAAUAUUUUUUUCAGGCGAUGUUUUAAUUAAUGGCAUUAUGUAUACUCAUAUACAAAGGAUGAUAUCAUGCAUGGCAAGUCUAGUUCUUCUCAAAAUAAAACAGGCUUGUGUAUUAAUGUAUAAUCAGACACAAACUGAAACAGAUCUAUAGAGCAAUGUAUAAUUACAUACAAACUGACCCAGAUCUGCAGAUUAAUGUAUAUACUUACAUACAAACUGACCCAGAUCUAUAGAUCAAUGUAUAAUUACAUACAAACUGACCCAGAUCUGCAGAUUAAUGUAUAUAAUUACAUACAAACUGACCCAGAUAUAUAGAUCAAUGUAUAAUUACAUACAAACUGACACAGUACUGCAGAUUAAUGUAUAAUUACAUUGAAACUGACACAGGUAUGUAAAUGAAUGUCCAAUUACAUACAAACUGGCACAGGGCUGGGUAUCAAUGUAUAAUGAUUGAUCUAUAGGUAUUUAGGAAGCAAACUGUGUUCAAGUUCAAUGUUCAGAUAAUGGCACACAAAUUAGUGAAACAGUAUUUAGAUACCCGUCUUAAAAGAAAUAAGAUAUUAUGUUUAAAUAGUUUGAUUAUUCAAUAAUUGUGAUAUGAGAAGUUCAGUUAUUAAUUCAUUGUUGAUGUUUUAAUCUUAGAAUUUUAUUUGAAAUAAAAUUGAUUGGUUAUGCUG
Molecule: messenger RNA, 13415 nt
Organism: Pecten maximus
Lineage: Eukaryota; Metazoa; Mollusca; Bivalvia; Pectinida; Pectinidae
Exons: 38
Coding region: 74-10678 (3534 amino acids)
Biological process (GO): detection of mechanical stimulus
Cellular component (GO): membrane
Molecular function (GO): protein binding; calcium channel activity; calcium ion binding
Source: RefSeq, a predicted model, not a curated record